CGGCUCUUUCAAAGGCUGUGCGUCGUCUCUUAUGAAAAUAUUGGUGUAGUGACAUACAUUGAUGAGUUGGCCCAAGAGAUGAAGGAAUUUACUGCAAUUUGGCUCAUAUUUCUGUACUUUUUAUGCAUUUUAAUUAGUCAAAAUGACGCACGCUUGCCUAACGAAAUACAAUGCGGCGAUAACGACUGUUCUACACCAAUUUCACGAGCCAAAACACUUCUACGCUAUACAUCAGGUUUGGAAGGAGGUGUUUCAUUUCCCAAAGGAAUAGAGGUUGAAGUCUUUAGUAAGAGAGAUGACGCCUGGGGUAUAAAGGUUGGCGACAAAAUUGGAUUUGCUCCGAAGACAUUUGUAAGGGAGAUUAAAGUUUACAUACCUACUAAAAGCUUGGUCACUGUAGUUCAAGAUGUCUCAGCAAAAACUGUCCAGGUUGACAGUACCCAAAAUGAAUCAGCUGAUGUGGCAUUGGAAAAGACCAAAGAAAUUCCAUCUGUUCUUGGCUCUUUGCUCAGUUUUCCCUCAAUGGCCUCAGCUGAAAGUGUUGAAGGGCAACAGCAAAACCUUCCAACACCUUCAUCUCCCCAAUCUGAGGUUGUUGAUGGCACCACCAUCUGGCUAGAUCCUAUGCCCCCAAUGCAAGCUGCCGAACAACCAGCUUCCCCUAAUGUGUCUGACAACAAGGGACAGGAGUCUAGUACUACUUCUGAAAAUAUCCAAGAUGAUGUCAAAACACCAGAAGUAAGUGAGAGUGCUGACAGCAAAAUUGAUGUGCCCACCACUCAUAAUUCUGAAGAAGUUUCUGAGACUCCUACCACUCCUGUACCAUCAGAUAAUUUUGUAACUCCUCCAUAUGAUGGUGGGGAAUUCGAACCUGAAAAGCAAGAGGUCACAACUGAUAUACCUGAGGCUUCACCUGAAAAACCAACUGAGCCAGCAGCUGACCAAUCAUCCCGUGAUGAAUCAAUUGAAACAACAACUGAGCCAGCGACUGAUGAAACAACUGAGUCACAAGAUAUUCAACCUACUCAAGCGGGCUUGAUGUCUAACUUAUGGAACACUAUGUUCAACAGUGGUGAUGGUACUGAAGAAAAUAGUCAAGAAAAUGAUGGGGAAGAAGAUGAUGAGGAUGGUGAGGAUGUUGAUGAAGGGGAUGAUGGUGAAGAUGGCUCAGCGGAAGAAGAAUCUAACCCAAAUAGCAGUGAACCUGCAACCCCAACCUCACCAUUACCUGUUGGUCAGGCUGACAUCUCCUCGAAUGUUAUUGUCGAAAAUCUUCAGAAGACUUCAGCAUCACCUGAUGAUCUAGCUGACUCUUUUGCCCAGACUCAGUACAUUCAACAAAGUGAGAAUGUAAGGCUUGCUCGACAAGUUGGACCUGGAAGUGAAGAACUGAUUUCUGAAGAGGUUCCUGAAGAUCAAGUUGAGAAAGUUAGUGAAGAGAACCUAGAAUCAGUUUCACCUCCUAACAUAUUAGACAGCAGAGAAGAGAAACAGUCAAUUGAUUCAAACAGCAAUGCUCAAGAUGGCAACACAAGUCAAGUGGUUGAUGAAAAGCCGGAGCAGGAAAAGAUCAAUGAACUUUUGAACAAUGAAGAGCCGAAACAGAAAGAGGAAAGUGGUCAGCAGCAGGAAACGGAACUAGAAGAUGGUCAAUGGAAGGAGGAACAGCUAGAGGCCGAACAGAAACUUAAACAAGAGGAGGAACAGAAAAGACUUCAGGAAGAGGAGGAACAGAAAAAACUUCAAAAGGAGGAGGAACAGAAAAGACUUCAAGAGGAGGAACAGAAACGACUUGAGGAGGAGGAACAGAAACGAUUGCAAGAGGAGGAACAGAAACGACUUGAGGAGGAGGAACAGAAACGACUGCAGGGAGUGGAGCAGAAACGACUUCAGGAGGAGGAGGAGGAACAGAAACGACUGCAGGAGGAGGAACAGAAACGACUGCAGGAGGUGGAGCAGAAACGACUUCAGGAGGAGGAGGAGGAACAGAAACGACUGCAGGAGGUGGAGCAGAAACGACUUCAGGAGGAGGAGGAGGAACAGAAACGAUUGCAGGAAGAGGAGUGGAAACGCUUACAGGAGGUAGAGCAGAAUCGUCUGCAGGAGGAGGAGAAGCGCAAGCUGGAGGAGGAUGCCAGAAUGCGUGAAGAAGAAAAUCAGAAGUUGUUUGAGGCCGAGCAAGCAAUGAUUCGGGAAAAUGAAGCAAAGCAAAGAAUCAGAGAAGAACAAAUGAAAAGAGAAAAGGAAGAUGCCAAGAGAUUACAGGACUCUCAAAAGUUACGUGAAUCUUUGGAGAAAGAGAGAGAACAAUUUAAAUUGUCUCAAGAUAUUCAACAACCAGUUCCUGAAGUAAAUAAUAUUUUAUCCGAGCAAAAUUUAACGUCGUCAAACAAACUGGAGCAAGAUAUUGUAAAAUCUGAGCAAGAUGCAUCUAAUUCUGAGCCAGAAACAUCUGAGGGGAUAUUUUCAUGGAUUUCAGGACUCUUUGGAAGUAAUGUUGAGACUGUCAGUAAUGGAUCUGAUCAGGAACCUGUACUUCCCCCACAAUCAGAAACACUGCAACAGUCUUCAUCCCCUGCUAGUCAUGUCUCUCAUAGUCAUCAUCAUGAAAAUCCAUUGGAACGUCAACAUGAACACCCUCCUGUGUGGAGCUCGGCCCAUCAGACUAUGUGUUCUGCUUCUGAGGCAGGCUGUGACAUGAAAGUAGAAUCAGAUUCUGAGCAUGAGGCAAGUUCUCUGUUUUUGGGACUACAAAUGCCCUCACUGGAUGUGAUCCUACUACGCUUGGUAGCCACUGCUGUUUCAUUGUUGAUUGGAGCAGUCUCUUUUUAUUUCCUUCGUAAGAAACAUGUUGAUUCCUCUCUUGUUGCUCGCAUCAAUGAGCUUGAGAAACAGCUUCUAGUUGCCUCCAAGGAGGCUGUGAUUCUUAGGGAAGAAGUAUCUACUGUCGAUACAAGUGCCAAUUCUGAAGAGGUUAACUUAUUACAAGAAGAAUUAGAAUCUUGCCGUCUUGUCAGGGCAGAUCUUGAAGAGCAAGUGUCUACCCUUGAGAGAGAACUGGAGGAAGCAACUGAAACUGGUAUUGAGCUCAACAAGCUUCUCUCUGAAACACUAGAAGCCAGCAAAGGAAAGGCACACGCAGGACUAGCAGAUAGUGUUGAACGUCUCCAGCGGCAGUUAGACGGUCAGAAAGACCGAGUUGACAGCCUUACCCGAAGUCUCAAGUCAACAAGUGCUGAGAAUGAAAGCUUAAAAUCAUUGCUUGCUGAGAACAAGGAGAAAAUAUCUGCUUUGGAAGCAGAACUAUCUGCAGCAGCGGAUAUUGCCAACAACAUUCGAAGAGAGAAAGAGGAAGCAAAUGUACUAGCUGCUCAGGAGUUACAGCAGGUUCAGUCAAGACUUGAAGAUGCUCUUUCCUCCAAAGUCCUUGAGGAAUCGCGACUGCAUUCUGAAUUAUCUGCGCUUAAACUAAAGCAUGAAACACUUCGAGCGGCUCUGUCAAUGAGAGAUGCUGAAGUAAAAGCUUUGCAAGAUACCCUCAAAGAGUUGGACUCUAAUGGAGGCAAGGCAGAUCAAUUAUUGGAUGUUUCCAAAGUUAAGGCUGAACUUGAAGAGGCCAAAAAAGAUAAAGCUACUUUUGAGGAGAAAUACAAUGUGGAAGAAAAAGCAAGGAAAGACCUUGAAGAUCGCCUUGCCAACAUUUCUGAAACUCUAAAGAAACUUGAAGGCAAUGUGGAAAUUGCAGAAAAAAACAAAGAAGAGGCAGAAACUCGCCUGGCCGUCCUUUCCAAUUAUUUUAAGGAGAAAGAGGAACAACUUCAAAAAGAGUUGGGUCUGAAGGAAGCAAUAGUUGCUCAACAUCGUGGUGAUGAAAGCACUGUUGUUAAACACUUACAAUCAUUGCAAGAGGAAGUAAGCACUUACAGGGCACAAAAUGAGUCUUUGAAGAAGGAAAUUCUUGACCAGGAGAGAGACUUCAAAGCCCAAAUGGCCACCUUAGAGAAAAAAGCUCAUGAUAAUUGGAUGACAGCAAGGCAAGCAGAACGAAGACUUGAAGACUCGCGGCAUGAAGCUGCCCAGCUCCGUAAUCGUCUCACUCUCGUAGAAAAACACAAUGCAGACCCCAAUGCCAGACUUGAUGCCAAUGGAGAAGGUGGUGUGGCUUCACCAGUAAUGAUGAUGCCACUGCCCCCACUUGGAGACAUGGAAACUCCACCUCCCCUUCCACCAUUUAUGUUUUCACCACCUCCCUAUCCCCCUCCUUUUAUGCCUCCCCCUCUUCCACCCCACCCAAUGGGUAGACCACCUCCUCUUGGAAGGAUGUCGUCCCCCCCUCCCCCCUUAGGUCAAUUUUCUCCUCCUCCUCCACCCUACGACCGUUUGGAUCGAUCAAGUAGAUCACCAUCACCACCCCCUCAUAGGUACCAUCAUCGCAGCCCUCCUCCACCCCAUCAGUGGGAUCCUCCUCCAUCAAGCUUUAGACCUGUCCCAAAGCCCUCUCCCAAGAAGCCUAGUGAACACCGGGACCACAAAGGUUCAAUUCAUAAUUCAGGACAUUCAAAUGAAUCAAUGGAUAAGUCAAGAGAGCAUGUGUGAUACACUUCAAGCUAGAAACUUUAUUUGUUGUCGAUUUUAGGUUUAAAGAAGAGAUUUUGACGUAUUAUUUCUUACUAUGUAGUUUGGAGACAUGUUGUAUUUGUGUGUUUUACAACUCUUGCCUUAAGUCACAACAAAUUUCUUACCAGAUUAUAUGUUUAAAGACCAAAAUUUUGGUUGAAUUUUAUAUUAAUAUGAAUUUUGUAUCUGUGAUCAGGUUUAAAGUGAAUGACCUCCUAAAAUCAUAUCUGCUGUAAUUCUGAAAUGCAGGAGUACCAAUUUAAUUGUGACAAAAUGUUGUACAGUGUAUCUCUUUCCUAAGUUCUCUAAUUGGUUUUCAUGUCUGAACAUCGUGUAGUAAAUGGUUCUGAGUAUAUUUUAAAAAAAACUUUUUGGGGUCUCUGCUUAGUGUUUGUAUUUGAUUGCAAGUUUGCAAGGUCCCUCAAAGAGUCAGCCGGUUUUCUUCAUCUUUAUUUUCUGUAAUGUUUGUGUCGAACAUUAUUGAAAGUGUGCUUAGUGCUAGACUGAUACAGUUUAAGUAGUCCUAUGGUUGCUGAAUGAAUUGUCAAGAACUGCUCAUUUCUGAUGUAGUGACCCACUGUCAGGUACAGUAAGUCUAUGCCCAUAUUUUAAAUAUUUAAAGUAGUCUUGUGGGCCUAGCUUGUUGGUUUUGUGUUCCUCAAAUCUUAUUGAAAUGGCAAUUUUAAUCCUAAAAAGACAGAAGCAUGAUAGUGCUGUGUUACAUCAAACAGUCCAAAAUGAAAGCUAACAUUUGAAAAUGUAGGUACCGCAAAUAUUGAUUGAAAUUGGAUGAAAUGGGGAAAGUAUAGUCCAUUGUGGAACAUAAUAAAUUUACAUAGCUGUACUUAGAAUUAUGUUAUUCCGACUUUGCUGGCAAGUCUCUCUUUCUAAAAGAUUCUAUUUGAAUUGAGAUGACAAAGUUGUGCAUGUCUCUUACGUUGUUUGGGCCUUAAAUGUGGCAUUGUAGGAGCACACUGUAAAUCUAAAUCAGGUAUAUGUUCUCCUCAAUUUGUAGUAAUUAUUGAUUCAAACAUUUGGAUUUGUAAAUGGAAUGGAAAGACCAAUGAUGAAAACAAUGCUGAGUGAUCUGUUGGUUUGCACUCUAGUCUAAUUUUAAUGUGUGGAGGAGUAGGUAUAGAAGUGUUACAGGGUACAUUUUAUAACUUGCUUUGUCAUCAGUACUAAAGCUUUUUUUGUUGUUGUUAUGAACCAUCAUGAUUGGGAUUCAAAUACCUGGUGUAAAUGUUAUUCUGAAAAGUCUUCUCAGGGUAACGUCAGAAAUUGUAGUCAUUAAAACUUGGUCAUGGCAUUUCUAAGGAUUGCAUGUCAAGUAAAUUUUACAUUUUGUAUGAUUUUAACAUUUCUAUCAAUGAUUUGUUUUUUGAGUGAUGUACCAUUGGAUGUGUAUGUAAACAUUCAUUUCAAUGUCAUUUUAAAAAGAACAAUUAUAUGUCUCAAAAGGAUAACACUUUCACAAUUAAUUUACUUUUGUUACACCCCAAGAAAAAAAGAAGACUGUUUCUCUGUGUUCAUAGUCAAAAGCUGAGUCUGAUGCGGUAAUGAUCUGGUAAUGAUACAAUAAGUACCUAAAUAACAUUUAUGACAAUAUGAAAGGAUGAUUAAAUGUACCAAGUAAUUUCAUUAGGUAAAUUUGAAAUUGGAAAUUAGGUCCUUUUUUAGUGAAUCCAGCGAGCACUUUGUCUGUACGGCUCCUUCUCUGGUAUAUCAAAGGUUUGCAAACCACUUUCAUUGCCUUUCAAAAGAAAGUAAUAAAGAAAUAGUGUGGUGACACGUUCCUUAA
Messenger RNA from Frankliniella occidentalis (western flower thrips), 6418 nucleotides. RefSeq names its product transport and Golgi organization protein 1. The record is from RefSeq and is a predicted model, not a curated record. Gene Ontology annotation, molecular function: protein binding. Gene Ontology annotation, biological process: vesicle cargo loading; protein secretion; endoplasmic reticulum to Golgi vesicle-mediated transport. Bases 79 to 4596 code for a protein of 1505 amino acids. Gene Ontology annotation, cellular component: endoplasmic reticulum exit site; endoplasmic reticulum membrane. NCBI's taxonomy places the organism in Eukaryota, Metazoa, Arthropoda, Insecta, Thysanoptera, Thripidae. The transcript has 13 exons.